CGCCGGUUGCCUGGCAACCUGCAGACGCUGUUCAGCCGCAGAGUCUUUCUUGAAAGCUCCCUUCCAGCCUGCCACUUCUGAAGCUGUUUGGAAGAAGGUUCUUGGUGGAAUCGCUCUAGCACAGCGUACUGCGUGAUAUUACAUGAACUUGAAUGGAGUUAGAGGUUAGAGGAGUGACUGCUUCUCCUGGGAGCCAAGCUCAGCUGUUCUCGGGAAGAAGGAAGCCGGUACAACAAGAUUGGACUUCUAGAUCAUGGGCAGUUCAGAAUCCCUGUCCACCUAUGGUCCCACCACUUGAUUUGAGAAGCAUUGUUGGCUCUGAUGAUGAGGAACUGGACAUAGUACCUGAAAAUUUGCCAGCACCAACUGGCCAAUGUAAGCUAAAAUAUGAACAAUAUAAAACUGAAAUGAAAGAAGGAUAUAAACAGUAUAAUCAGAGAAAUGAAGAAAAGACAAAAUCAAUUAUCACACAUCAACAAUCUCCAAGAGACAAGAAAGAUGAACAGGGUACAAGUCCAAGUAUACAAAGUCCAGAAGUCAGCAAGAACGACCUUACAACUCUGGACAGAAAAGCCCUCUUACAGCACGGUUAUGCGUCCAGCCCUUGCCCAGCACAGCUCAGUACAAGGAAAUCAGAUGCAGAAAGUGUGGCUGCGGAGAAGAAGAAACAGACUGUUGCAGAGCAGAUGAUGAUAGACCACUUAUCUAGGGCUGUAAUCAGUGAUCCAGAACAAAAUUUAAACAUUGAGAAACAAGGAAAUGAUCAUAUCCCUCCAGAUUCAAAGAGACCACCUCUUCGACUUAGGAAAAGAACACUCCAUGAAACAAAGAUUAGAACCCACUCUACAUUAACUGAAAAUGUGCUUUCGCAUAAAGUACAAUUUGAUGGUAGGAUCAUAUCAAGAAAUGGACGUGAUGCCUGCAGAGAGCUCUUUGGGUUCUUUUUCACUAAUGAUGGGUCCCUUACAAUAUAUGAAUAUCGACAAUUUGGAAAAAACAGAACAAAUGUGCUUCCAUUUAUUCCAAAAAACGUCUAUCAUCAUCAGUGUGGACGAAGGAAAGGAAAACAAUACCACCUUGGUGACUUUCACAUUGGUGCAACCUUGACAUUUUUGAGCUCUGAUCAUCCAAGUCUUCCACAAAGCAUAAAAAAAAAUACAUUACUUAGAUUUCGAAUCACAAAUGUUGACCAAAUAGCUUUGGAUUCUGUGAAAACUGUAUCCAUGGCACAUGAGGAAGAUAUUCAAGAAGCCAAUGAUAGGCUGGUCUUCAAGGCUAUUCAAGACGCACUAAAAGAAAAACUGCAGAAAAGAGGGGUUCGAAUUUUGACUGGAUUGGAAAAAUUCUUUCAACAGUUGGACAAGGACGGACAUGGACUUUUAAAUAAGACAGAUUUUAAGCAAGCUUUAAAAAUAUUUCAUUUAGAAGUAUCUGAAAAGGAUUUUGAGUCUUCAUGGGUCAUUCUGAAUGGCGAUGGCAAUGGAAAGGACAGAGUUGAUUAUGGAGAAUUCAGACGUGCCCUUCUUGGUGAAAUGAAUGAAUACAGGAAAUCAUUUGUUCGAAAGGCCUUUAUGAAACUAGAUUUCAGCAAAACUGGGAUCGUGCCUAUUACAGACAUAAGGAAAUGUUAUUGUGCAAAGAAGCACCCUCAGGUUAUUUCAGGUCAUUCCUCAGAGGAAGAAAUCAAGUCAUCUUUUCUAGAAACAUUGCAAGCUGCCUGCAGCAAGGCUGAUGAAGUGUCAUAUGGAGAAUUUGAAGAUUACUAUGAAGGUCUCAGUUUAGGGAUAGUAAAGGAUGAAGAUUUUGUCAACAUCUUACGUACUCCUUGGGGAAUUUAGUUUUUAAUAAUGCAGCUCUAGGCAUUUUACAGAGGAGAUGAAUGCUAUGAAAUAUAUGAUCAAACCCUAGAGUAUGUUUUUUCAGAAUUCUCUUUAUUCUCUUUAUUUUUCACAGAAAAGUUGAGUCUGGAAAUGAAAAUAUCUAGAGUGAUAAAUGUAGGUGGGUGUGUACACAUGCUUAGCUGUCUAUAAGUUUGUAAAGAUAUGUAUUUUUGGUUUUUACUUAUUUUGAAUGUAUUUUAAAAAUAAUUUCAAAUUAGAUGAAAGCAUAUAUUAAUCACCUUUAUUAUCCUUUCACUUUUUUUUUCCUGCGGUUCUUCUCUGGAAUUUAUUUGCCACCACUUUCAAUUUGAUCAGUUGGAAUUGGGCUUAAAGCCUAUGAGACUGAAGUAACUCAGCUUGUUUUAAAUAUAUAAAAGUAUUAAAGUAAUUAAAGGAUAUGCAAGAGAAAUUUCCAAAUUUUGUGGUUAUAGAUAUUUUCUGUAACAUUAGCAUGCAUAAUGUAGAUGGUAGAAUGGUAGAUUGGAAUUUACCUCUAUGGUACCAUUUUUUUUUUUUCUUUGUACCAGGAGUCAAACUCAGGAUCUUGCGCUUGCGAGGCAGACACUUGUGCUGCUGAGCGAUACCCCUGGUUUACAGUGCUUUUUAGAACUGACUUGACCUGGAUGUUCUUGUAUUCUAAAUUAUGUACUGUUGUUUGUUCAGUAGAUAUAAUUGUUUUGGAAACCAGUCAUAUAUACAUAUAUUUUUCAGUUUUUAAGUGUAAAACUUAUCUAUACAAUAGAAAUAUCAUUUGACUAGAAAUAAUAUAGAAGAGGAAGUGUUUUAUUAGAUUACUAAAAAAAGCUCAAAAACAAAUUAUUAAAUAUGUUGAUCUAAGAGAAAACUUAGUAUUUCUUAUCUAAAAUAUAAAAGCAUAUUUUGUAUCAUGAAAUGAAUAAGUGGUAUUUGAAAUAUUUUCUCUUCAUAUACUAAGCAAUCAAAACAUUUUCUUCUCAAUAUAUGUUGCUUAAUGGCUUAGAGUAUUACAAUCAUUUUUUCUAAAUUCUGUUACUUCUUCCCAGAAAGAGAAAGAACAUUAUGAAUUGGUUUCCAACUUUGUAAUAUUAAUAUGUAAGUUAACAAAUCAGAAAAAAAUAUGUCGAGAAAAUAUUACUAGUUCAAAAAAAAGAAAAUGUAUUGCCAACUGUGGCUGAGCAUAUCACUUCAUAUACAAUCUAUACUUGGCAGAAACACGGUACAUGUGAACUCAUUAAACAAAUCUUUCCAAGAUUUUCUGAACUAUUAAAAUUUACUCUGAAAUAUCAGCAGGAAACAUGUGCAACCCAGUAGUGUGAUUUUUACUGGCUAAAUUCUUUAUUUCUUGGCCUUUUUUUAAAUUAGGUUAUUGAGACUAAACUGAUAUGCUAGAAGAUGUCUUGACAGAAAUAAAUUUGUAACACUAUUUUUAAGCCACAUUUAAAAAAAUUCAUCCAAGUAUGGACAUCUUUAACUCUAAGUUUUUCUUAGAGUCUGGGUCCUCAAAUAUGUACAAUACUUUUCAAUGGUAAAAUUUUAGUUUUUAUUUACAGACAUUUUUAAUGUUGAAAAUUUCUAUUUUUCUGUAAAUGUAAUCCACAGAUAUGUAAGUUGUCAUAUUGUGAAAAACAGGAGGGUGAGGUACUUUUGAAAUUUAACAUGUUAAUGUGACAGUGAAUUCAAUUUUAAUCUUCACUAUUUUUAUACAAAUAUUCAUGUGAUUACUUGUCAUUUCUCUACUUAUGAAAUGUAAUUAACUUCUUUUAAAUGAGGAUUUAAAAAGCAAAU
Messenger RNA from Cavia porcellus (domestic guinea pig), 3644 nucleotides. It is a transcript of the gene Caps2, whose product is annotated as calcyphosine 2. Bases 153 to 1838 code for a protein of 561 amino acids. The record is from RefSeq and is a predicted model, not a curated record. The transcript is spliced from 17 exons. Gene Ontology annotation, molecular function: calcium ion binding. Lineage: Eukaryota; Metazoa; Chordata; Mammalia; Rodentia; Caviidae.